UUACCCAAUAAUACUUGAAACUGUUCUAUAAUGGAGUUCAGGAGGAGACGUUAGGUUUACUUAACAAAAAACUGCUGUAUUUUUGACUGAACCACAGGGCAGGCGCCACAGAGAGGAUGUCUCAGGCACUGAGGCUUCUCUCGGCGGCCGCUCUGCCUUUCUGCCGGACUGGAGGAGCCAGGUCUCGCUUCUCGGCGAUAUCAACAGCACAGCUCUUUACUGGAUACCCGAUCUCCGCUGCCCGGAACAUCAGCCGAACUCCUGCUAACUUCCUGUCCUGUCGCAGAUUUCUGUUAUCUCAGCGGCAUCUCUACUCCACUGAGCCCAAAGAUGAAAAAGGAGGAUCAGCAAAUGGAGGAGAAUCAGCGAAAGGAGGAGGAUCAGCAAAUGGAGGAGGAUCAGCGAAUGGAGGAGGAGGAAAACCAGGCGGAGGAAAGAAAGGAGGAGGAGGAGGAAAAGACUGGUGGAGUCGAAUGCAAAAGGGUGAUUUUCCUUGGGAUGAGAACGACUUCCGCUUCAUGGUGAUCACUGUGGCUGGGGUGACUUCAGCUCUGCUUUACUUCUACUUCAGAGACACCGGCAAAGAGAUCAGCUGGAAGGAUUUUGUCAAUCGCUUCCUGGGCAGAGGCGUGGUUGAUCGGCUGGAAGUUAUCAACAAACAGUACGUCAGGGUCAUCCUGAUGCCAGGAGCUGAUGCUGAAUUGAGUUACGUCUGGUUCAACAUUGGCAGCGUCGACACGUUCGAGAGAAACCUCGAGGCGGCACAUAUGGAGCUCGGUCUGGAGCCGUCGAACCGACCCGCUGUGGUCUACACCUCUGAGAGCGACGGCACUUUUCUGAUGAGCAUGAUCCCCACGCUGCUGGUGAUAAGCUUCCUGCUUUUCACGCUGAGGCGAGGACCAUUGGGAGGAGGCGCCGGCGGUGGAAGGAGCCCUUUUAGCAUAGGCGAGUCGACAGCCAAGAUGAAGAAGGACAGCACUGAGGUGAAGUUUAAGGAUGUGGCCGGCUGUGAGGAGGCCAAGCUGGAGAUCCUGGAGUUUGUUAACUUCCUGAAGAACCCACAGCAGUACCAAGACCUCGGAGCCAAGAUCCCCAAGGGUGCUGUGCUGUCCGGACCUCCUGGGACAGGAAAGACUCUGCUGGCCAAAGCCACAGCUGGAGAGGCCAACGUCCCCUUCAUCACUGUCAAUGGCUCCGAGUUCCUGGAGAUGUUUGUGGGCGUUGGUCCAGCUCGGGUGAGGGACAUGUUCGCCAUGGCGAGGAAGAAUUCCCCCUGCAUCCUCUUCAUUGAUGAGAUCGAUGCUGUGGGGAGGAAGAGAGGGGGAGGAAACUUUGGGGGUCAGAGUGAACAGGAGAACACCCUGAACCAGCUGCUGGUGGAGAUGGACGGUUUUAACACUUCGACUAAUGUGGUGGUCCUGGCUGGAACAAACAGACCUGAUAUCCUGGAUCCUGCCCUGAUGAGACCAGGACGAUUUGACAGACAGAUUUACAUAGGUCCUCCAGACAUCAAGGGCAGGGCAUCCAUCUUUAAAGUCCACCUGCGACCUAUCAAAGUGGACCCCAAUAUUGACAAAGACACUCUUGCCAGGAAAAUGGCUGCAGCCACACCAGGAUUCACUGGAGCUGACAUUGCUAAUGUCUGCAACGAGGCUGCUCUGAUCGCUGCUAGGCACUUGCACCCAUCUGUCAACGGAAAACACUUUGAACAGGCCAUUGAUCGGGUCAUCGGAGGUCUGGAGAAGAAGACUCAAGUCCUGCAGCCUACAGAGAAGAAGACUGUAGCGUAUCAUGAGGCUGGUCACGCCAUCGUCGGCUGGUUCCUGCAGCACGCUGACCCCCUGCUCAAGGUGUCUAUCAUUCCACGGGGCAAAGGUCUGGGCUAUGCUCAGUACCUGCCCAGAGAGCAGUACCUGUACAGCAAAGAGCAGCUGUUUGACAGGAUGUGUAUGAUGCUCGGAGGCCGAGUGGCAGAGCAGGUCUUCUUCGACCGCAUCACCACCGGAGCUCAGGACGACCUGAAGAAAGUUACACAAUCCGCCUACGCUCAGGUGGUGCAGUUUGGGAUGAGCGAGAAGGUGGGGCAGGUGUCGUUUGACCUUCCACGGCAGGGUGAGUUGGUCAUGGAGAAGCCGUACAGCGAGGCCACGGCAGAGCUCAUAGACCAGGAAGUCAGGGAGCUGGUAGACCGAGCGUACGAGCACACCCUGCAGCUCGUCAAGGACAAAAAGGACCUAGUGGAGAUGGUGGGGACCCGUCUGCUAGAAAAGGAGGUGCUGGACAAAGCGGACAUGUUGGAGCUGCUGGGCCCACGGCCUUUUGAGGAGAAGUCAACAUACGAGGAGUUUGUGGAGGGGACUGGCAGCUUCGAAGAGGACACCAGCCUGCCAGCUGGCCUUAAAGACUGGAACCAGGAGCGGGAAGGGGAGGCCGAAGGGACUAGCUCCACUCAGGAAAAACAGCAGGCCGUGUAAAGCUCAAGUUUAAGAAAAGCAAAAUGCAUCCCAGCUGUAUAAACCCUCUCUCUGCUAGCUCGGUUUUACAGAGUUUUUUGAGGGGGGUGGAAAAAAAAAAAAAAAACAUUCAGCAGUUUAGUACUUUCCUGUCAUCAAUUUCUAGGAACAUUUAGAAGCAGGACUUAUUCAUUCAAGGACACAACUGAAGUCAUUUCUUACCAAAAUCACUCAGUGGGUGCUCUUUUCAGAAAUCUUCCUUCUGAGAACCUUCAGGCUCUGUACACAGUCUGCUUGAAGUGAUCCAGAGAGGCAUUACUGAGGCUGCAAUCUGUUUUUUUUUUUUUUUUUUAAAGCAGUUUCCUCCAGAAUGCCUUAAGACUCAUCCAACAGGAGACCAACACACAGUAGAUUUCAAUAUUUUUGAGUGGAGUGUGCAUGAUGCACAUUGAAACUGUCUGAACAUACGGACUUUAUUUAUUUUUUAAAAAGGGAGAUGUGCUCUCAGACUGAUGUGUGCCUACCUGAUAACAAGGACGAAAAUGUAAAGAUUUUUUCUGCUGCCAGACUAAAAACAUUUUUACAGGUUUAAA
Molecule: messenger RNA, 3046 nt
Organism: Stegastes partitus (bicolor damselfish)
Lineage: Eukaryota; Metazoa; Chordata; Actinopteri; Pomacentridae
Product: AFG3-like protein 1
Exons: 16
Coding region: 117-2474 (785 amino acids)
Biological process (GO): mitochondrial protein processing
Cellular component (GO): m-AAA complex; membrane
Molecular function (GO): metalloendopeptidase activity; ATP-dependent peptidase activity; zinc ion binding
Source: RefSeq, a predicted model, not a curated record